This is a messenger RNA of Aptenodytes forsteri (emperor penguin), 2279 nucleotides long. It is a transcript of the gene ST6GAL2, whose product is annotated as ST6 beta-galactoside alpha-2,6-sialyltransferase 2. NCBI's taxonomy places the organism in Eukaryota, Metazoa, Chordata, Aves, Sphenisciformes, Spheniscidae. The transcript is spliced from 5 exons. Bases 16 to 1611 code for a protein of 531 amino acids. The record is from RefSeq and is a predicted model, not a curated record. Gene Ontology annotation, molecular function: sialyltransferase activity.
GGUAAAGGCAUUGCCAUGAAACCUAACUUGAAGCAAUGGAAACAACUCAUGCUGUUUGGGAUCUUUGCAUGGGGCCUGCUUUUUCUGGUGAUAUUCAUCUAUUUUACAGAUAGCAACAGUGCUGAGCCAGUUCCGAGUUCCUUUUCGUACAUUGAACCUAAGAGGCUUCUGCCCCUUCAGGGCAAGCAGAGAGUCAUCAUGGGAGCCAUUCAUGAUCCAUCAUUCUCUGAAACCAUUGAUGGGAAUGAGGUACUUCUUAAUGAAGAUCUCUUAGGUACAUUUAAAUCGGGGACUGGAAGUAUUAAGAAAUGGACUGAUUUGGAAGAUGCCUUCAGAAAUGAAGAUGAGUUUUUUCCAUCCCAGAUAGGAAGAAAAUCAAAAAGUGCUUUCUACCAAGUGAAUGAUGACGAUUAUUUAUUUGCUGCUGGUCAGCCUCGGUCACACAACCACCUUCAAGAGAUAGCAAAAUUCAUCUCAGCCGAUGAGGAUAAUCCAAAAGUAAAUAUUUUACAGAACAGCUGGAGCCAUCAGAGAAGAAUGAGGAGAAGGAGCACAACAAAGCACAGGAGAAGCCAGAUGCUUGAUGAAUCUGAUGACUGGGAUGGGCUAUAUUCCACAAUGUCGAAAUCCUUUCUUUACAAGCUUUGGAAAGGGGAUGUCUCUUCCAAGAUGCUAAACCCUCGACUGCAGAAGGCGAUGAAAGAUUAUUUGAGCACCAAUAAGCAUGGGGUGCGGUUCAAGGGGAAACGAAAUGCCAAGUUGACAGGAGACCAGCUAUUCUGUGAGCUAAAAGAAAGGGUGAAUGUGAAAACAAUAGAUGGCAAGGAGGCUCCUUUCUCUACUCUUGGAUGGGAAAAGCAUGUUCCCCAAAUUCCACUGGGCAAAUUGUACACACAUGGCUUUGGGAGCUGUGCCGUAGUUAUGUCUGCUGGUGCAAUACUGAACUCCUCUCUGGGGGAUGAAAUAGAUUCUCAUGAUGCCGUUCUAAGAUUUAAUUCUGCUCCAACACGUGGCUAUGAAAAAGAUGUUGGAAAUAAAACAACCAUGCGGAUCAUUAACUCUCAGAUUCUCACCAACCCAAACCAUCACUUUGUCGACAGCUCCUUGUACAAAGAUGUUAUCUUAGUAGCCUGGGAUCCUGCCCCCUACUCUGCAAAUCUGAAUGUGUGGUAUAAGAAGCCGGACUACAAUCUGUUCACUCCCUAUGUACAGCAUCGCAGGAAGAAUCCAAACCAGCCGUUUUACAUUCUCCAUCCAAAGUUCAUAUGGCAGCUCUGGGACAUCAUUCAGGAGAACACUAAAGAGAAGAUACAGCCCAACCCUCCCUCUUCAGGUUUUAUCGGUAUCCUCAUCAUGAUGUCCAUGUGUAACGAAGUGCACGUGUACGAAUACAUCCCUUCAGUCCGACAGACCGACCUAUGUCACUACCAUGAACUCUACUACGAUGCGGCUUGUACCUUAGGGGCCUACCACCCACUGCUCUACGAGAAGCUUUUGGUGCAGAGGAUGAACAAAGGUUUGCAGGAUGAUCUGUAUCGGAAGGGAAAAGUCAUUUUGCCAGGGUUCAAAGCUGUCAAGUGCCCCGAACGAAAUAAUUUCUCACACUUGUAGAAGAGAGUCCUUCAGAAACAAUGUGCAAUAAGGUACUACUGUCGUACUAUAAACAAGAAGAGAAUACUUGAAAAAUGUAUCUUAGACCAAUCUAGUCUUGAGUCUAUAAAUUGUAAUUAAGUAGCAGGCAUGAGAAAUACUUCUUUUCUAAGCCUGAGUAUUUAUUACUGCUUUGCAAAUAGUUAAAGAAAAAAAAAAGGCUUAGCUCAUGAAAGGUGCAAAGGACCUACUUAGGCAGAAAUAUAAUGUAUUGUGGGUGUGACUGUCAGAAUUUGUGGGUGGUCUCUUAUGCCACAUAUGCUAGACUGUAACCUUUUUUUUAAAUGAACUUAUUUAACUGUUAAACCUGGCAUUGUGAAACAGCCUCUAUUGUUCAUGUACAGAGCGGCCAGUUGGAACAAUGCAGCGUUUCUCAUGGCUCCAUGGGAUUUUCACACUCUCCAAGAAUGAAGUAUUCGCUACUCCGAGCUGUGCAGUCAUUGACUAGAGUAGACUUUAAUUCCCGUUCAUAUGCGGGCCCAGUUACAAGCCUUCAGCUGUACAGGGGGCCUUAUGGUGGCUGUGAAGUCAGAGCAGAUGGGAGGUGGCUGUACACACAGCUAAACUACUGGGUGUACUUUUGAUGCCAGACCCCCAUGCUCACACUGACUGCGCAGGGCAGAGGGAAA